AGCUCCUGAAGGAGAGGUGGAGGUACUGACGUUGAAGAUUUGGAGAGGGAGUCCUGACUGCUGGCUGAAGGUACAGCAGCAUUUCCCGAGCAUCAGCAAAGAGAGGAGGAUGGAAGCAAGACCCUGAAACCCAACCGGGGAGAGACAAUCAAACAGAGAAAGAGAAAGAGAGAGAGAGAGAACAUUAAAACCACAUAACGCUUGGCAAGACAACUUUCCCCCUGCACGCCAGACAGGUUUACACACAUUGCAUUCAAGUAACUAACCAUGGAGAAGAAGUCUUCCUAUCUGGACAAUAUGGUUGGGGUGAGCGACAUGGUGCUGUUAGACCCCCUCACUGAUGAAUCUUUACUUUCUAACCUCAAGAAAAGAUACAAUAACAAUGAUAUUUACACUUACAUUGGGAGUGUGGUUAUUUCAAUCAAUCCCUAUAUGAUGCUACCUAUCUACAGCCUGGAGAAGAUCAAUGAGUACCGCAACUGUAACCUGUACGAGUUGAGUCCUCACAUCUAUGCCAUUGCAGACGAAGCAUACAGAUCACUCCGAGAUAGGGACAAGGACCAAUGUGUUCUCAUCACUGGCGAGAGUGGAUCGGGAAAGACAGAGGCCAGUAAACUUGUGAUGUCCUAUAUUGCCGCAGUAUGUGGCAAAGGAGAAGAGGUUAAUCAAGUCAAGGAGCAGCUUUUGCAGUCAAACCCUGUCCUGGAAGCAUUCGGCAAUGCCAAGACUCUGCGGAAUGACAACUCUUCUAGAUUUGGAAAAUACAUGGAUAUUGAGUUUGAUUUCAAGGGCGAUCCAUUGGGUGGUGUCAUCAGUAACUAUCUUCUAGAGAAAUCUCGUGUUGUCAAACGUCUGAAAGGAGAAAGAAAUUUUCAUAUCUUCUACCAGCUGUUGGCUGGAGGAUCCCCUGAUCUUCUCAAGCAUCUGAAGGUGCUAUCAGAUUGCAAUCUUUACACCUACCUGAAAACGGACACCACAACUUUGAACGGAAUCAACGAUGCUACCAAUUUCACUGCAGUUAAAACUGCCAUGGAGGUCAUCGGAUUCAGUAAUACUGAAGUGAACUCCAUUAUGGACGCUGUUGCAGUCGUACUUAAACUUGGCAACAUCACGCUGAAGUCAGAACAUCAGACAACUGGCAUGGAAUGUUGCUACAUUGACGAUACAAAAGUACUGGGUGAAAUCUGCAGUUUGAUUGGUCUGAAUCCAUCAAUUCUCAACCAAGCGCUGUGCUCACGCACUGUGGAAGCCAAAGGCGAUAAAGUGAUGACAACAUUAUCUAUUGCUCAGGGUUACUAUGCACGUGAUGCUUUGGCUAAAAACCUCUAUAACCGCUUGUUUAACUGGUUGGUGAACCGAAUUAAUGAAAGUAUCCAGGUGAAAGGCAAGAUCCAGAAGAAAGUGAUGGGAGUGUUGGACAUAUAUGGAUUUGAGAUUUUGGAGGACAAUAGUUUCGAGCAGUUUGUGAUAAACUACUGUAAUGAGAAGCUGCAGCAGAUCUUCAUUGAAUUGACAUUAAAAGAGGAGCAGGAAGAGUACAUACGAGAGGGGAUCGAAUGGAUGCAGAUUGAAUACUUUGACAAUGCCAUCAUCUGUGACCUGAUCGAAAAUGGUAAGAAAGGCAUUCUGGCAAUGUUGGAUGAAGAAUGUCUCCGGCCAGGUCUCAUCACUGAAAUUACUUUCCUCAAGAAAUUAAACCAGGUCUUUUCUGGCCAUCAGCAUUUCGAGAGCAAGCAGACGAUGAAUUCCAAGUUCAUCACUGACAUGACACUGACUGAGAGCUGCUUCCGUGUACAACACUAUGCAGGAAAGGUAACAUACAAUGUUACGGAGUUCAUAGACAAGAACAAUGACCUCUUGUACCGUGACCUGUCCAAGGCCAUGUGGCAGGCCAAGCACAAGCUCAUCAAGUCCCUUUUCUCUGAAGGGAACCCAAAAGAGACAUUGCUGAAGAGGCCACCCACUGCUGGCUUCCAGUUCAAGGCAUCUGUAGGGGUCCUCAUGAAGAAUCUUCUGGCUAAGAACCCAAACUACAUCAGAUGCAUAAAACCCAACGACACCAAGUCCCCAAACAAGUUUGUGGAUCAGCUGGUGCAGAUACAGGUCCGGUACCUGGGCCUGAUGGAGAAUGUGCGGGUGCGAAGGGCAGGCUAUGCAUAUCGACACUCCUACAAGCCCUGCCUGCAGCGGUACAAGAUGCUUUGCAAACAGACAUGGCCGAAUUGGAAGGGGAAUGACCGCGAUGGUGUGAGAGCCCUUUUGACAGAGUUAAAUAUACCCCGAGAGGAAUAUGCAUUUGGACAGACAAAGAUCUUUAUCAAAAAUCCACGAACACUCUUUGACCUGGAAGAUCGACGACGCAUUCAGAUAGGAUUCCUGGCUACCUUGAUUCAGAAAACAUACCGUGGCUGGAAAUGCCGGACCCACUUCCUCUUGAUGAAGAAAAGUCAGAUUGUGAUCUCGGCCUGCUUCAGGGGACAUAAUCAACAAAAGAAAUACAAAAGAUUGAAGCAAGCCAUCAUCGUCCUUCAGGCCUGCACCAGGGGCUGGAAGGUUCGGAAAACCCAGAGAGAUCUCAGGCAGGAGAAGCGGCGUGCCGAAGCUGCCUCUCUCAUUGCAGCUUAUUGGCAUGGUUACCAGGUACGAAAAAGCCAUAGGAAGUACUUCAAAAGUAAUGCUUCAAAGACAAUCCGUAACUUCAUCAUGUCUUCAAUUAUACAAAAAUACUUUCUUGGCCUAAAGAAGUCACUACCCUCAAUGUCUCCAACAGAUAAGAAGUGGCCAGCACUGCCUUAUCUCUUCUUGGAAAAAACUGACCAGCAACUGAAGAAGAUUUAUUACCUCUGGAAGUGCAAGAAAUACAGGGAGGGAAUCUCAAACCAGAGGAAAGCAGAAUUAGAAGAGAAGUUGUAUGCCAGUGAACUCUUCAAGGAUAAGAAAGCCUCAUAUGCCUCCAGUGUGCCUGAGCCCUUCAAAGGACAGUAUUUGGAUGCUCAGAAAAAGGCCAAAUACCAGAAAUUAGCCAAUGGCAUGGAGGGGAAGUUACUUAUGAUGGACACGGCCAUGAAAAUUAACAGAAAGAAUGGAAAGCAUUCUCCAAGAAUUGUGAUGAUGACAAACAACUACUUCGCCCUGGCUGAUGUAAAAUCUGCUCAAAUUAAAACCCUGAUCAAAAUGAAUGAGAUCAAAGGCAUCUCCAUGAGUGCGCGCAGAGACGGACUAUUUGCACUACAUAUAGUGGAGAACUCCUCUGUUGGAGUCAAGGGAGACUUCCUCUUAAACAGUGACCACCUAGUGGAGCUCACCACCAAACUGCAUCGCUCAAUAUUGGACACAACCCAAGAGAGGAUAAACCUUGAGAUACAGGAUGAACUUUCUCUCAAGUUCAAUAAAAGCACAGUCUCUGUAAAGUUUGUAAAAACAACAGGGAAAAAUGGAAAUAUUCCAGUGUGCAAGAAGAAAAACAGUCACCUACUCGAGGUCCAGGUUCCUUAACUGCGGGGCUUCAACAUCCAUCUUUACUGAGAAUUGUGGAAACUCUGACCCGAGGCCUCAAAGCAACAGCAGUUUAGUUUUGAAACAAACAGCAACUUCUGAUUAAUCUUCAUUCACCAAUUGUUCUGGGCAAUAUGUACAUUAAUUCAUGUGGGAAUCAGAGAAGAAAAAUUCUGCAGCACUGGUCGUCUAGAUUUUGCCAUGUGUGCUCCCAGCUUGUGAGCAGGACUAGAGUAGCAGAGCUUUUAAUCCUCAAACGCUUGGCAAUAGAAAAGUACAGCACAGUACAGGCCCUUCGGCCCACGAUGUUGUGCCCUAGAAUAAUUCUAAUCCAAAAACAAAAUAACCUAACCUACAUUCCCCUCAAUUCACUGCUGUCCAUGUGCAUGUCCAGCAGUCGCUUAAAUGUCACUAAUGACUCCGCUUCCAUGACUACCACUGGCAAACUAUUCCAUACGCUCACAACUCUCUGGGUGAAGAACCUCCCUCUGACGUCUCCUCUAUACCUUCCUCCUAACACCUUAAAACUAUGACCCCUCGUGGCAGUCAAUCCUGUCCUGGGGAAAACUCUCUGGCAUCGAUCAUUGUAAAUAUUGUAGAUUCUUCUGUGUAGAUCAAUUUAAAUCAUGUCAGCCAAUAAGAUAAUCCUUCCCUGUUAUAACUGAUCAUGGGAAGUGCUGUAUAUUUCUGUACUCCUCUUAUGACAAUUAAUGCUUAUGCUGAGCACUAUUUUGCCAUGUUAUUAUGGGAUCACAUCAAAUGGGAUUUUCUCUCAUUGGGAUGUUGGAAAUUAAAAGAAACAAAAUUAUUUAUCUCUGAUAACUGGGAACUGAUUUUUGACAGAUUUGGCUAAAAUGAUCAGAUCUUCCCUACUGUAACGGUGAACAUCCAAUACAGGUAAUGUUCUGAAACUCUACACAUACAAAGUUCCUUACUGAGUUACACUUCAAAAUAUUUUACACAAGCACUUAGAAUUUUAGUUGUCUCCUCCACUAAUUCCGACUGGAAAAUCAUGGUAUUUGUACUGUUGACCCAACUGGGAUUGAUGUGAGUGGGCUAUUAGGCUCUAGUGAUCAUCAUAACCAAAUCAAACAUUGCCCUUGCUUUACCAAACUACCUGCAUACUUUUCAGGGAGGUCGGAGUCCAACGAUAGUAUCCAGCUGAGAUAACUUCUUUGAUUUCAUUAACAGGCCAGAUCAGAAGCCUGGUAGCAGCCAUCUUUCCCUCAGCACUUGCAGGAGCUUCCCAGCAAGACCUGCUGGAUUUGUGAGCAACUGGCUGAUACUUUUUCCUCAUACGCCCUAAAACAUCUUAGAGCUUUGUGAUACACCCAUUUUUGACUAUUAAUAGAACACACCAGGUGUAAAAUGGGCAUUGCACUUCACUCAAUCUCAUCUCAGCUAUUUCCUCAGAAAACAGGACGAGCAUCAGACGAAAUACAGUGCAUUAGAAUAUGGCUUCUCUCAACAUCAUUGAACUUGGAAAAAUCAGCAAGAGCUUCUAGCCUAUCUUGCAAGCUACUGCCAUGUGAAUUCAACUCACUUCUAUAAGUUAAGAGUGACCAGACUGUGCAAAAGUGCCCAUUUAGCAGGGAUUUUAAAAAAAAAGUGUAGGCCAAAACUAGGCAGUACUCACUUUUCCAAUAUAAAAAAGCUGCAUAUUAUAGUAGAAUUUACAUUAUAAAUGGAAAAUACCACACAGAGCAGCCAUUAGAUUAGCAAAAACAAAUUUGAGGUUAUUCUCUCACUGACGUUUGGCAAGGCAUAUGCAAAGUUGCUGCAGGUGACUCACACAAGUAGAGUUAAGUGAGCAGAUUUUGCUCACUUGUACCUGUUCCACACUUAAACUAUAGCAAGUUCAGAAGUUUCAUGGUUUUUAACUGAAACACCCUAGAAUUUCAAACUUGCCAAGAUUAGACCAGAUUUUUAAGGCCUUACAAUCUCGAGACCAUUCGCACUAAUAAAGACCAUUCACACUUCAUUCAACUCUCAUUCCAAAAGAGAACAGAUGAAAAUGAUGACUCUACUGCAUAAAUAGGAAAUAAUACCUGCUACAAAUUUUAAUUUUAAGUUGAAAAUAUAAUACUGCAACACCUUGUACAUUUAUUUUUGGAUUAUGCUGUAAAAAUCACUUGUAAUUACAAAUCAAAUACGAAGAUGUUCAGGUUCUUUUAAUAUCACAAUAAAAUUUGAAAAUAAAGCACCAUGCUCGUGGAAUAAUCCAAUUUCCAUCUUACAAGUUAGUUACCAUGCAAGGCUUUGAUCAAAGUAUCUCUUUAACUAAUCAGUUGGAGACAACAGUCUUAGCACUUUCAGAUCGCAAGUUAAUGACCACUGAGUAAAGCCAGCUAAU
Messenger RNA from Stegostoma tigrinum, 5848 nucleotides. Its product is annotated as unconventional myosin-Ib-like. Gene Ontology annotation, molecular function: actin filament binding; microfilament motor activity; ATP binding. NCBI's taxonomy places the organism in Eukaryota, Metazoa, Chordata, Chondrichthyes, Orectolobiformes, Stegostomatidae. The record is from RefSeq and is a predicted model, not a curated record. Gene Ontology annotation, biological process: vesicle transport along actin filament; actin filament organization. Gene Ontology annotation, cellular component: cytoplasm; brush border; vesicle. Bases 268 to 3495 code for a protein of 1075 amino acids. The transcript has 29 exons.